Mizuhopecten yessoensis (Yesso scallop) is the source of this 2379-nucleotide messenger RNA. RefSeq lists its product as uncharacterized. The record is from RefSeq and is a predicted model, not a curated record. Bases 315 to 1562 code for a protein of 415 amino acids. The transcript is spliced from 3 exons. NCBI's taxonomy places the organism in Eukaryota, Metazoa, Mollusca, Bivalvia, Pectinida, Pectinidae.
CGAGAGUACAGGAAGGGGACGGAGAGUACAGAAAGGGGACGUCGAUAUACAUCCUGAUCACUUGACCUUCCGAACAGUUUUAGCGACACAUCUACAUUACAAUCUGUUACAGUUCUAACACACAGACGGAGGUUUUGAGAUAUUCCCAAGUGACUAUCUCCUCCGGCUAUUUCCUUAAGGAAGCGCCUACGUUUUAGUUUAUGCCUGUUUGGUAAUAAGUAUGGGUCUCCAUUGAAAGCUGCUUAACUUGCACUGUCAGCUUUAAGCUGAAUUGUUUACUCUACUAGGAAAACAAGCAGUCACCAACAUCAGAGAUGGGUUGCUUUAAGAAACUGCGGAAGCUGGUAGUGUUGAUGGUUUCACUGUUCGCUGACCUGUUUGACUUUGUCAGCGAUUGGCUGUUUUAUUCCGACGUGAGUCUGGCAAAGGAUGGUCUUGUGUUUGGGCCACAUGAGGACCUCAUAAUAAGGAUGACCUUCGCGUUCUGUAUCAUUGGUUCAGUGACUUUCGCAGCGGAGAUAAUUCUAAACUUCUUUGAGUAUUACAGAGACAAUGACACCGUGGAAAUGAUAAGUGAGUUUCUAACUUUCUCCACAUUACUGAUCGAGGACCUACCCCAAAUUGCUAUAAACGUCCACAUUGCUAUGUGCAGAGAGGAGGCAACCAACACCAUUCAAAUUGUCAAGGCAUCGGCUGCCAUGUUUGAAGUUGUUGUCAAGCUGGCUUUUAUCUGGAUCAAAUACUUCUUAAAAAGAAGACAAGGUGGGAUAGAAACAGGCAAAAUCAGAAAAAACUUGAGCAUCUUUACAAGUGUUGUUCUUCUGACAAUACUUGGACUUAGUGCCACCGUGUUCUAUCUGACCACAAACUUCCAAAAGACCCAGAUUGAGUUUGACAGUGACGGUUUAUCAGGAGAGGAGUCUGAAAAGUAUCUACAGGGAGUCAGUAUAUUCAUGAGGUUCAACACCACAAACCCACAGAUACCCAACAUGGCCGAUAAUCAGUGGAUGCGACUUGUAGGUCUACAGGAAAUAACAGGUCCGUCCAAUCCUUCGACAGGGGUUGUACUGAGCUGUAUGUUCACAGCACCACCCAAUGUCUAUCUAUGGGUGAGGAGUCAUUCCAGACCUGUGGUAGGGACAAUGUCAUGUUACAAACAGGACUCGUCGACCUUCCACACGAUACCAACACACAACUGUUCACAGAUAUUUUCCACAACCUCAAAUAUUACAACCGUAUCAUUAAAGUUUACCUACGUACCACCAAAUCGUCAACAGCCUUUGGGAGAUAUACACAACAAUGCACAGGUGCAUCUCAACAACUGCACCGAGUCUCUAACACCUGAUAUUGUGAUAUUGAAAUAUUUCAGAGUCAAGUCAGAGGUCAAGGACACCAUGACCUUGACCCCCACAGCCAAUGGUAACCUGUAUCAUCAUUACACUGUACCAAGUGACCUUAUACCAGUUCGGGAGGCGUGGAAAACUGGUAAAGUCAUGUGUGACAGUACAGGACGUGAUGGUCCCAAAACUGACACAGAUAUUCCUCUGACAUGUCUACGCUAACACAGACCUAUCUAUAUUUAUAUACUCAUCAAGCUUUAUGAACUGUUUAAGAAUUUGUAAUUCACAAAAAGACAAAAUCUUUCACCUGCAGCUAAUAUUUACAAACAGGACUCGAAUGAAAAUAAACCCUUUUCCAUUCAAAUUAUCAGAUUUGAUUACAAAUUAGCAACAAUGAAGUAUGUGCAUUACUUCUAUGUGGGGUAUUCACUGAAAUAAAGAGUAAACAAGGCAUCAUAAGUGAUAUUUUCCUUUUGCAUACACAUACCGAUAAAACUAUCAGGCCAUUUUUCAGAAAUGUUAUCUAUAGUAACAGUCAUGUUGACAUAGGACAGAUAAUGAGUUACUCUAAUAUGUUAACGGGUAUGCCCAACAGUAUGUGUGAAGCUAGAUAAAAAUGUAUCAUGUGUCCUGAAACCUGUCCACUAGAGUGAUAACAAUCAGGAUGACGGCACAGCCAGACAGGGAUUCGAACCAAGGACCUCCUCAUUAUAGACAGAUGCUCUACCAAUUGAGCUACCUGGUCUCCAGUGAUCAACCCAGUCCAGUUCCGCUCCCUCCUUUUUUCAAGUCUUUGUCCCCAAAUAUAACACUAUUUUCAACCCAUGCUGGUUUUGGUAUCCCUUUGCCACCAGUACUUGAAACAAGGAUUGGUCAUGGCUUCAGGGAACAGAAGACCAGGGCUAGACACAGAUUAAAACCUGGGACCUCACAACUCUAGACAGAUGCUCUACCAGUUGAGCUACCUGGUCACCAUUGAUUGACCCAGUCCAGUUCCGCUACAUGUACUGGCAGAAGUGUUGGGAAUCGCUUGUAAAUU